AUUGAGUGGAGCCUGGUCUUGCCGGAAAACACAUUCCCUACACUUAAUAAAUCCCGUUUAUUUAUGUACAUUCUCCCUUAUGAUGUAUUUUUAUACAUUAUUAUUUAUAAAGUACACUUUUUUAUUUAAAAGCACAUAACAACAAUCGGUGUGGUUUUCGGGGGCUGGAAUGGAUUCAUAGCAUUUCAAUUCAUUUCAAAUUUGAUUUGACAUAAGAGCAAUUUGAGUUAAGAGCUCAGUCACAGAAUGAAUUAAACUUGUAAGUCAAGGUAUCACUGUAUGCACAAUCAGCAUAUCAUUCCUUGGGGAGCAUUUCUAAUAGAAAAAAGCUCAAACUGCUUUGUUUUUCUCCGCAACCAGCUUUGAGCAAGAUUAUAUUUUUGACUUGUACCAAAACCUCAUAUAAUAAUAAUAAUAAUAAUAAUAAUAAUAAUAAUAAUAAUAAUAAUAGUAAUAAAUAUGUUAUUUGUAUUCUGCUCUAUCUCCUCGAAGGGACUCACGGCAGAUUACAGAACACACAUACGGCAAGCAUUGAAUGCCAUUAUACAAUUAACGAAAGCAGACAAUACACAAACAGAGAGCCAUGUCUGCAGUUUGGCUGCAGGUCGGACAGUGCGGCAACCAGAUCGGACAGGAAUGGUGGCAAAUCAUUGCAAACCAAGGAGAAGCCGAUGCGUCCCCGUUCGGCUCCCUUGACGGACGGCUCAGUGCCAUUUGCGUGGACAGCGAACCCAAAGUGGUGCGGAGGCUCCAGAAGCAGAUCCGGAGGAAAGCCUUCAGAGAGUCCAACCUCAUUGUGGGCAAGGCCGGAAGAGGCAACAACUGGGCUUAUGGUUAUCAUGGCUCCAAGGGCGAAAGGGACCUGUUCAGCCAGACGAUGGAGAGCCUAAGGAAGGAAGUGGAGCGCAAGGACUGCUAUUGCGGGACGGUGCUCUUGCACAGCCUGAGCGGUGGAACCGGAGCCGGCCUGAGUUCCCGGCUGUGUGAAGCCAUCCGGGAGGAGUAUCCGCUCGGCCGGAUCCUGUCCGUCUCGGUGGCUCCGCACCAAAGCGGCGAAGGCUCUCUUCAGCCCUACAACGCCUUGUUGUGCCUUUCCUGGCUGCAGAGGUUCGCAGAUGGUGUCCUUCUCUUCCAAAAUGAUGAGGUGUUGAAGCGAGCGACAUCCCUGCAGCCGAAGGAAGGAGACAAUGCUUAUGGUCAGGUCUCCUUUUCCGCCAUGAACGCCUACAUCGCAUCCUGCCUGGCUGGGCUUUUCUAUCCGCUCAAGGUGUUCACGACGCGAAGUGGGAUUAGUCUCGGGCAGGAGCCCUGGGAGCUGCUGCGGUCCGUCUGUCCCAUGCCGACCCUCAAGUUCCUUCACACAGCUCAAAGCAGCACAUGCGGAUCGGUGCAUUGGGAUCGCCUGGCAUCUUCGGUGGUGCAACCAUUGCCUCGAGAGUCUCCUGAUGGAAACCCUCACUGCAGCACCGCCCUUCUUGCCAUGGCCCGGGGUCCCCAAGAGCACAGCUUCCUCCUGAACCCCGAUUCGGUGCUGCGGAGACUCAAGCAGGCCUACCGCUGUGUCCCCUGGAACCCCUUCCCCACCACUUACUGGACAGACCCUUCCUCCGGCCUUGUGGCUCCGGUCGGCCGCCACCAUCACACGCUGACCGUCUGCGCCAACCACAGCAGCGCAGCCGACUUCAUCCAAAGAGUAGCGCAUGGGGCGCACGCGAUGUACGAGAGCCGGGCCUUCCUGCACUGGUACCGGAGGCACGGCUGCGAGGAUGGGCACUUCGGGGAGGCCUUCGAGACGCUCCGUUCCGUCGUAGAGGAUUACCACCACCUCGGGGACUGACGCCAUUGGAUGAUGGAAGCUGUAGUCCAGGCAUAGGCAGGGGCCAGGAGACCCUGGAUUGGGGCCAGACAGCUCCAAAUGCUAUUUUGAAUCCAAAGUAUGGAAUAGCAUUAAAUGGUGGGAACACUGUCCUUUGAGGUUUCUGCAAGGGCACAGGAUGGAAUCUAUAGAAGAAAAAGAUCUCCACUUGCAACUAAGAGGACCGGGUUGCUGUGAGUCUUUCGGGCUGUAUGGCCAUGUUCCAGAAGCUUUCUCUCCUGACGUUUCGCCCACAGAUGUGGGCGAAACGUCAGGAGAGAAAGCUUCUGGAACAUGGCCAUACAGCCCGAAAGACUCACAGCAACCCAGCGUUUCCAGCCAUGAAAGCCUUUCACAAUACAUAAACUAACAGGACCUCUGAGAGUCUAGGGUAGAGCAUGGCAAGCAUUGGUGGGCCAUUCUCUUUCCUGGUCCUAGGGAAAGUAGGAAAGCAAUCUUGGCGCACUCCUCAGACAUGCUCCAGGGCUAAAGUAAUAUUGUAUGGACAGAUAGGUGAGCAUCUCCUCUCAAGAACAAGUCCUGCUUGAACUUCUUAAAGGAAUGCUGUAACGAGCUAAUGACGACUGCCACCAAUUUGUAAGGAUGCAACCACCAAAGACUCAGGGAGGAGACCUUUUACUUUCUUUCUUUCUUUCUUCUUCUUAUUCACUUUAGAUGGUAGCAUACCUUGGUUUAUAAUAUAUGUGACAAAGGCUUAAAUGUUGGAAGAACAAUAACAAGUUAAUUCAGGCACAGAACUUAGUGGUUACAAUGUUGUUUCUCACUUGGAGGUAUUUUUAUUAACAGUUACAAUACUAGAAUAAGAUGAGUCUAACUCCCUAAAGUGUCACUUCUUUUACUUAAAGUAGUUAGAACUUCUUUCUCUGCUACUUUUAAACCGCAGUCACCCCUGUGAUAUACGAUCACAGAUUCUCUGUUCCUUACCAGGACACAGACUACAUUAAAUAAGUCACCAAACUUAUUUUAAACCGACUCAAAAUGAAUAAUUGAGUCUCCCUGAUCCGCUCAACCUAGGAUCAAUCUUCCCUGUGCCUCAUCAGAGCACAGACUGACUCUCUUUUUUAAACUCUGCACUUCUUCAACAAAACGGCAGUUGGCUCUGCCUACUUCUUCAUGGCAACCAGCCUCUGAGUGCUGAGAAGCAAUACCUGUAAUACUUACCCUUUUAAAAGACAAACACACAAUUUAACCAAAAAUUCGUACUUCAUUACAAAUGCCAACCCCAGAUCUUCCCUUUCUAGGUUGUCAAAUGGGACAGGAUUCCUGUACAGUCUUAACCGAUCUUGGUGCCCGACAAGGGACCUGUCUAAAUAUUUCAAGCCCCCAAAUUUGGCAGAAAGUUGGAGUCUGGACAGGGAGAGAGGACAGGCACCCCAAUCUGGUUUGACAGCUUUACCAUACUUUGUCCCCCCCCCAAAAAAAAUCUGCAAAAGUUAUAGGAGUUUGUCUUGGAUCCAAUCCGGCUUCCUAUUGAGUGGCGCUAGUCUCUCUCAUUGCAUUAUAGUCUUCCUUACAUUCCUUUUCUUUAGCUUUCUGUGAAAAAAACACAUGAGCCACAGAACCAUUUCCUCUGUUUAUUAAAUAUUAUUUGAAGCCAAA
This is a messenger RNA of Anolis carolinensis (green anole), 3475 nucleotides long. RefSeq lists its product as uncharacterized. Gene Ontology annotation, biological process: microtubule cytoskeleton organization; mitotic cell cycle. Lineage: Eukaryota; Metazoa; Chordata; Lepidosauria; Squamata; Anolidae. The transcript is spliced from 11 exons. Gene Ontology annotation, cellular component: cytoplasm; nucleus; microtubule. The coding region runs from base 584 to 1837 and encodes 417 amino acids. Gene Ontology annotation, molecular function: GTP binding; DNA binding; structural constituent of cytoskeleton. The record is from RefSeq and is a predicted model, not a curated record.